Molecule: messenger RNA, 1779 nt
Organism: Owenia fusiformis
Lineage: Eukaryota; Metazoa; Annelida; Polychaeta; Sabellida; Oweniidae
Source: the annotation of a GenBank genome assembly
GACAUAUUUCUGAAUUUGUUAUGUAAAAAGUGUCUAACGUAAUAAUGCUGUAAGAUAUUUAUGUAAAGAAUUUUUGCGAAAUUAUUUGAAAACACGAAAGACACGAUGGAGUUAUAACUGACCGAUGAGGAUGCGGACUACGAAACAAAAUUAUGGAUAUAUUAGAUGCAGUUUUUGUGUUUAAAAUGCACAUUCUUUUCCUUCUGACUCUAGCGUUCCGACUUACAGUGUCAUUUGCAAACAGACAUCCGCAGUUUAGAUCAUUCGACAGCACAAUACUCGUUUACGAAAAUGCCAAAGUCGGAUCUUCGUUGGUACAGUUCACGGUGUGGGACCCGGAAGCUGACAAGGUCACGGUGACCCUUCAAGGUCAAACCGCCAAUGCCGUCUUCCAUAUUAUGAUGCAUCCGCCCGAGACAGGCGUCUCCGCAAACCUGCAGAAGGGUGAACUACUUUUAAAGUCACCCUUAGAUAGAGAGAUUAUAUCCCAGUAUUCCUUAAUUGUCACUGCUACAGAUGGCAUCAACACAAUCAACAAGUACCCAAACGUAUAUGUCGGAGAUGUGAAUGACAACUAUCCAUUAUUUCAAGGCUUACCUUACCAAGUUACUAUAUCAGAGGACGCCCCACCUGGUACAACUGUACGGACUGUUGCAGCGAUUGAUAAGGACGAGGGUAUAUAUGGAACAAUCACAUAUAGGUUCGCCAAAGGAGAUGAGAGAUUCUAUGACGUCUUUGCGAUCAGCAAACUUUCUGGAGCUGUCGUUCUUUACGAAUCGCUUGACUAUGAAACGCAGCAUUCUCACCUGAUCGAGAUUCUGGCAGUGGAUGGGGGUGGUUUGCGGACAUCUACAUAUCUGCAUGUCAACGUCAAAGACGUCGAUGAAUUACCUCCUGUGUUUUCAUCUAAUACUUACAGAAUUCUUUUAAAAGAAGAGGAUAACUCCAUCGUGAAUGCAAGUUUCAAAGGGGAACCACCGAUAUUAGCGACGGAUGGAGAUUCAGGGAUCAACGCUCAACUCACAUAUGAAAUCGUUAACGGUAGUACCAUUGACAAUGUAACAUAUUUCCACAUAAACUCUACAACUGGCCAUAUCAUCCCAACGAGGACGCUAGACAGAGAAAAUAUUGACUUCUACAACUUGACAAUAAAGGCGUUCCAGACAAACCGUCCCAAUGACCGAGUGACCUACUCAACUGUGUUAAUAGUAGUUGAUGACGUGAACGAUCAUUACCCUGUCUUAGAGCAAAUGUUGUACAAUAUCAGUAUCAAAGAAAACACACCUGAAAGUAUUGAAGUACUUGUUAUCAAGGCGUUUGAUGGGGACUUGGGAAGCAAUGCCAAACUUCAAUUCAGCCUAAAUGAUUCCAGUGGUGCAUUUAAAAUAGACGAAGAGACAGGGCGGAUAGUGGUGAAAAACAGCAACGUUUUGGACUACGAAACAGUAAAAAAUCUGACACUUAUCGUCCAAGCUAAAGAGAAUCAGAGUGCAGAGUUGUUUGAGAGUGAGGAGGCGGUUAUUCUGGUGAAUAUUAUUGACCAAGAUGAAACUGAGGACAACUGGUAUUACGUUGUUAUUGUUGUCACGGCAUCUCUACUUGGAACUGCGUUGUUUGUGGUCGCCUUGACAAUCGUUUGUGCCGUCAUAACAACCAAGAACAAAGAAAAAAAUAAAAUACAUCCUAUCAACGAGGUACAAACAGCUCCAGCAACGGACCCCGAAGCACCUACCGUUACAGAUCCAAGUUCACAAACACCAGUUCAGACAUGAUGUUGAG